AUGGCUCUCAAGCGCAUUAACAAGGAGCUCAUCGACCUCGGACGCGACCCCCCGUCCUCGUGCUCGGCCGGCCCCAUCGGCGACAACCUCUUCCAGUGGCAGGCGACGAUCAUGGGUCCUUCGGACUCGCCGUACUCGGGAGGUGUCUUCUUCCUCUCGCUUACCUUCCCCACCGACUACCCCUUCAAGCCUCCCAAGGUCUCGUUCACCACGAAGAUCUACCACCCUAACAUCAACGCCAACGGCUCGAUCUGUCUCGACAUCCUCCGAGACCAGUGGAGCCCGGCCCUCACUAUCUCUAAAGUCCUCCUUUCCAUCUGCUCGAUGCUUACCGACCCCAACCCCGACGACCCCCUCGUUCCCGAGAUCGCUCACACUUACAAGACCGACCGCGCGCGCUACGAGGCGACCGCCAGGGAAUGGACCAGGAAGUACGCUACGUAA
Trichosporon asahii var. asahii CBS 2479 is the source of this 444-nucleotide messenger RNA. Its product is annotated as ubiquitin-conjugating enzyme e2-16 kda. The transcript is spliced from 6 exons. Lineage: Eukaryota; Fungi; Basidiomycota; Tremellomycetes; Trichosporonales; Trichosporonaceae. The coding region runs from base 1 to 444 and encodes 147 amino acids. Gene Ontology annotation, molecular function: ubiquitin conjugating enzyme activity. Gene Ontology annotation, cellular component: nucleus. The record is from RefSeq and is a predicted model, not a curated record. Gene Ontology annotation, biological process: protein polyubiquitination; ubiquitin-dependent protein catabolic process.